UGCCGUCGCGCACGCACGCGCAUGUCGCUCGUAUAUUUUCUCGGUGAUGUGAGGUGGCCUCCGCUACCGCAGCGCCGCGCGAUAACCGCGCUAUUUUCGCGAAAACGUACGCCAGUUGAAGGCUCGAGAGCCUUCGAGCCGGCAAGACGCCGUCCACCGUGGAUUUGAGGUACGGCGCCAUGGCGGCGACCACGUACAUGCCCGCCGAGAUGGACCUCGGGAACCUUGGCGGGUACCACGCUGCGUCGCCGCGGAGCGCCGAGCCCGCGGACAUGAAGUACCAGCACCACUUGCAGACAGGCGGGUCGCCGUCGCCGGGCGCGCCCGUGCUCAGCAACCCCUGGGCGUCGCUGCCGCCGGCCGACCCCUGGUCGAUGCACCAGCACCACUCGCACGCGCACCAGCCGGACGUGAAGCCGCCGCCGGGCCCGCACGACCACCGCCUGCAGCACAGCCACGGCUGGCACGCGCCCGUGGUCAGCCCGCACUACGGCGCCGGCUCGCCUGUGGCCUUGCACGGCGGAUACCCCAUGCCGAUGCACCAGCACCACAUGCUGCGGGACGUGCAGCCCUCGCCUCAUCCUCUGCACCACCACCACGCGCUAGAACGCGACCAACCGGAGGAGGACACUCCCACGAGUGACGAUCUCGAGGCUUUCGCAAAACAAUUUAAGCAACGCCGCAUAAAACUAGGCUUCACGCAAGCAGACGUAGGUCUGGCGCUCGGAACGUUAUACGGAAAUGUUUUCUCACAGACAACGAUCUGCAGGUUCGAGGCUUUACAACUCAGUUUUAAGAAUAUGUGCAAGCUCAAACCGUUGCUCCAGAAAUGGCUGGAAGAGGCGGAUUCGACGACAGGCAGUCCAACGAGCAUUGACAAAAUCGCCGCGCAAGGCAGGAAACGAAAGAAGCGCACAUCGAUAGAGGUUUCUGUUAAAGGAGCGCUGGAACAGCAUUUCCACAAACAGCCAAAGCCUUCAGCGCAAGAGAUCACGUCGUUAGCGGAUAGUUUGCAGCUCGAAAAGGAGGUGGUGAGAGUGUGGUUCUGUAAUAGAAGGCAGAAAGAGAAGCGGAUGACACCUCCGAAUACGCUGGGAGGCGAGAUGAUGGAGGGCAUGGGCCACGCGCACUACGGGCACGGCGACGUGCACGGCUCGCCGCUGCAGCACUCGCACUCGCCGCCCGGGCUGUCGCCGCAGCACGGGCUGCCGCAGGGCGCGCACACCCUGGCCGCUCACUAACAGUUCGCCCCGUGGGCGCCGCCGCGGCCCUACUAUGCGGAGCCGCAUUAGCGCCCCCGCCCGCGGGAUACCUCUGUACAUAGCGCCUGGCCUGGACGUGCCCGCGCAGUGAACCGCCGCCGCCCUUGUACAUAUUCGGUGGCGGAACCCGUGAACGCUAAGUUUAAGUUCUUUAAUUUCAGUGAAGUCAUUGAUUAAUUAUGUGAGUAGUUAAGAUCGAAGCCAGUAAUCGUUUAUACAUUAAAGCGCCGAGGUUCGGAGUGAACGCCGUUCUAGAUAGAUAGUCUAAUUGAUAAAUAAGAGCUUAAUCGGAGGAAGAGCCCGGCGCGUGGCACCCUCGAGUCGCGUCCGCGGCGAGCUGGACGUCGGCCGAGCCGCGGUAAGUACCCCCCACACCGUACACUGCGGCAGCCGGCGGCCGCGCGCCUCGGCCGGCGAGGAGAGCGCGCGAUUCAUUUUUGUAAAGGACGAUUUCAUCGAAUUUAUUUAUAGAUAUUAUAAAUUAACGAUGUUCAUACAUGCCUACCUUCCGUAGGGAGUCAUUGUGGUGUGGAUUAAAUUUAAAUUGUUGCUAUUACUGUAAAUUUAUGAUUAGUGAUGGAGAGUAAAAAAUAUGAAUCGGGUCGAAGCUUCGUUUUGUAAGGGAAUACGAGUGAGUCAAUAGGUGCAAUUUUUAUUUUAAGUGUUUAACGAAUCGAUGAGAGUGCGAGAGCCGUUCGUAGCACGGAACGGCCGGACUGACUCGGGGGCUCUGCCGGUGGCGCCGUACAGUUUGCUGGGAAUCGUGCGCGUCUGAAUUCGCUUAGAGUAAAUGCAUGUAAAAGUCAAACUGCACCAAAAAGAUUGUAUAAGUAUGGAUAUGACAGUGUGUAAAAAAUAUUGCCUAACGUUUUGAUUUCUGUAUAAAUUUAAAAUUUCUUUGUGACUGUGUCUUGUUGAUGUUGAGAUGUUCAGACGCGCAACGCAUUGGGGAACGCUGAGCUGUCGUUGGUUCGAGUCCGACCGGCCAGCGCACUCGGCCAGACCUAGGUCCCACAAUAAUUUAUUGAAAAAUAUUAUUAAAAGGUUGCAGACACGAUGCCAAAAUGGUUUUAUUCCUGUUUUUUACUUGUUUUGUUGUUUUUUUUUCGUUUGUAUGUAUUUGUGGCCAACCUUGGUACUUAAUACUUGUAAAAAUAGGUAUUUUUUCUAUAUAAAAAUAAUGUACCUACAACGUAUAUGAUGAUAUAUAUAUUAAAAAAGUUCUUUAUAGAAAUUGAAAUAUGGAAAUGACUUUUAUUCUAAAUAUCCCAAAAGUAAACUGCGCCUUCAUUGAUGAUGAUAAUUUCUCUCGUAUUAUAAAUAAACUAGUUAUAUUUGAUUUGGAUUCGGAAUGAUUAAAGUUAAAUUUAGUUUUGAAAGUUAGUUGACAUAAUUUAUGAGUAGUUGACGAAAUGUAAAUAUGUAGGCACGCGACCGAACAAUGUGGAAUGAUAAUGCUAGAUUAA
Messenger RNA from Amyelois transitella, 2728 nucleotides. It is a transcript of the gene vvl, whose product is annotated as silk gland factor 3. The coding region runs from base 180 to 1241 and encodes 353 amino acids. The transcript has a single exon. Gene Ontology annotation, molecular function: RNA polymerase II cis-regulatory region sequence-specific DNA binding; DNA-binding transcription factor activity, RNA polymerase II-specific. Lineage: Eukaryota; Metazoa; Arthropoda; Insecta; Lepidoptera; Pyralidae. The record is from RefSeq and is a predicted model, not a curated record. Gene Ontology annotation, biological process: regulation of transcription by RNA polymerase II.